CCACCAAUUUUGUGUUCACCCGGUGGAACAAUUUCUCUCACACAUACACCACGGCGGAGGGAGCCAUUCAGAUAACGCCAGUCACGGCGGCUCCACCAUGGAAAAGCUUAUCCACAACCACAGCCACCAACUCUACCUCAAACCCCGCCCAUGUUUCCCCCAGCUAGCCCGAUUCCAACCCACUAAACUCGUCAAUCUCUCCCACUUUAGCCUCCGAGUCAACUCAGUGUCCUGCAAACAUGAACAAGCCCCCUCAUUUGAUUCUUCAUCACCGGUAAUCAAACCUCCAGCAACAGAUUCAGCUAAUAUUAAGGGCUCUGAUACACCCAAACCCCAUUUUCUACAGCAAUUCUUGCAGGCAUUUACUCAUCAACAGAAGGUAACGGCUAUCGGAACAGCAAUUCUAAUUUCAGCUCUCGUUUUCAUGGUCCAACCACUUUUUGUCUCACCAGCAUUUGCCUCGUUCCAAACCGCGCCGAACACAGGCCCGGGCCCACUUGUGCGAAGCGAGCUGCUAAGUAGUGCAUGGACUGGUUUCUUAGCCGGUUGCCUGCACACAUUAUCUGGACCCGACCACCUAGCCGCUUUAGCCCCACUCUCAAUCGGGCGGUCACGAGUGGAGAGUGCACUCGUGGGAGCCCUCUGGGGCUGCGGGCACGAUGCCGGGCAGGUAAUGUUUGGUUUACUUUUUUUACUCUUAAAAGACCAACUCCAUAUCGAGAUUAUAAGAACAUGGGGCACACGGGUUGUCGGUUUUACCCUUCUUGUAAUCGGGGCUAUGGGAAUUCGUGAAGCCUCAGAAAUCCCGGCCCCUUGUGUUGCCCUCGAGAAUGGGGAGUGCGAUGUCAGCGUUUCCUUACCGGACCCCACAAUAAGCAGGAAGAAAAAGAUCGGGUUUGCAACUUUCGCAACGGGUAUAAUCCACGGGUUACAACCUGAUGCACUUCUGAUAGUUCUGCCUGCACUUGCACUCCCAUCACGUUUGGCAGGUGCAGCUUUUUUAGGUAUGUUUUUGGUGGGGACGGUUAUUGCAAUGGGAAGCUACGCAUUUUUUAUCGGAUCAUUUAGCCAGGCAUUGCAAGAUCGGAUCCCGAGAGUCACCGAGAAGCUAACGUGGAUUUCGUCGAUGGUGGCCAUAGCGUUAGGGCUGGGGAUUAUUGUCAGUCAGUGUUUUGGGUUCAGCUUGUAUUGAUCUUGAAAUUCUUUUAUUGAGCUUAAGAGGACAUUUACAUAUUAGCAGAAGCAGCAACAGAAAAUGUUCUUAUAGAUGUACCACGUGCAUGAUUGUUUGUACUUUGUUAUUAUGUGUUUAUACAUCUCCGUGUCCGCCUGCCUGUUUGGAUGGUA
Helianthus annuus (common sunflower) is the source of this 1347-nucleotide messenger RNA. RefSeq lists its product as uncharacterized. The transcript has 2 exons. The record is from RefSeq and is a predicted model, not a curated record. NCBI's taxonomy places the organism in Eukaryota, Viridiplantae, Streptophyta, Magnoliopsida, Asterales, Asteraceae. The coding region runs from base 98 to 1192 and encodes 364 amino acids.